GCUGUGAGACCCUAAACCGUUUAAGACCUGCAAAACCAGCUCAGACCGGUUUAAGAUGUUGUUGUUUUUCCAGUAUAAACCCUGACAGACUUUGAGACCCAGCGAUUCAGCUGCUACAAUGUCACAUUCGCUACACGUUACAUUGUAUCAUUCUUUACUCGCGCUGUUACGUCGAAACGUUCGAUUUACGAUCUCGUUCGUUACAGUGUUCCAGCAGUCAACGAUACUUUGUAACAGUUUUCCUGGUUCUAAACGGCCAUUACCAGGUGUGACCGACAGAGGCAGUGCUGAGUUACAGACCACAGCAGAGAUACAGGCAGAGAAUAUCACACAGAAAAAUACAGAGAGGGCGAGAGAACCGAAAAGAAGAGAAGAGCGCCUGGCAGGGGCUCACAGAGACCCCCGGAUCCAGAUGCAAGUUCAUAUCCCACCUUACCGAUCGAUAUGUGAGCAGUUUCAUCAAUCCCGUCGCCUGAAUGACGCCCGGGCUGCUUGAGACGUUGUAACCGAGUAGAAACAAAACCCUUCCCGGCGACCUUUUUUUUCUGUCUAUUGUGGAUCAUUUUCUCUCUUUGGAAUCGGAAUUGGAUUGAUCGUUCAUAAGGGCAGCGCGCAGAUUGGCUUCGAGGAAGUAAGAUGGGGUGUUUGGGGAGCAGUAAAACCGAAGACCAGCGCAUCGACGAGAAAACACAGCGAGAGGCCAACAAGAAAAUAGAGAAACAGUUGCAAAAAGAGAGGCAGGCUUAUAAAGCCACACAUCGACUGUUGUUGUUGGGUGCUGGGGAAUCGGGGAAAAGCACUAUCGUGAAGCAGAUGAGAAUUCUUCACGUCAACGGGUUUAAUGCGGAGGAAAAGAAACAGAAAAUUCAAGACAUUCGCAAAAAUGUGAAGGACGCCAUCGUGACCAUAGUGUCUGCAAUGAGCACUUUAAUACCACCCGUCCCGCUCGCCAAUCCAGAGGACCAGUUUAGGAUCGACUAUAUCAAAAGCAUAGCGCCGCUCUCGGACUUUGAUUACACACAGGAAUUUUUCGAUCAUGCGAAGAAGCUCUGGGAUGAUGAAGGCGUUAAGGCGUGUUAUGAGCGCUCCAACGAAUAUCAACUAAUCGACUGUGCACAUUACUUUCUUGACCGGAUUGAUGCAGUAAGACAAAGCGACUACACCCCAACAGACCAGGACUUGCUUCGCUGCAGAGUGUUAACUUCAGGGAUUUUUGAGACGCGAUUUCAAGUGGACAAAGUCAACUUUCAUAUGUUUGACGUGGGAGGUCAGAGAGACGAAAGGAGAAAAUGGAUUCAGUGUUUUAAUGACGUCACAGCGAUCAUCUUUGUGGUAGCGAGCAGCAGCUAUAACAUGGUCUUGAGGGAAGACAACAACACGAACAGGCUACGGGAAGCACUUGCUCUUUUUCGCAGUAUCUGGAACAACAGAUGGUUACGGACCAUUUCUGUCAUACUGUUUCUAAACAAACAAGACAUGCUGGCAGAGAAAGUGUUAGCUGGGAAAUCCAAAAUUGAAGAUUAUUUCCCUGAAUAUGUUUCUUACACAUUGCCUGAUAAAGUAACUCCUGAACCCGGUGAAGACCCCAAAGUGACAAGGGCCAAGUAUUUCAUUCGUGACGAGUUUUUGAGGAUCAGUACAGAAAGCGGAGACGGCCGUCACUACUGUUACCCCCAUUUCACAUGUGCAGUGGACACGGAAAACAUCCGCCGGGUGUUCAACGACUGCCGAGACAUCAUCCAGAGGAUGCACCUGCGGCAGUACGAACUCUUGUGAUCUCACUUCAGCUCUUCACAAACGUGUCUCCAAACUCCCUCUGCCCUCAAAACUCACAAGGCCAAAACCGCAGACGAAUAUACUACUGACAUUUGGCGCACCACACUUCGCUUUUUAGGUGUUUUAUUUGAACGGAGCGGAGAGGCUCACUGGGUUUUUCCCCCUACGUUUUUAUUUGGUUCGCCUAUAUUUUUCCAUUCCAUGAAGCCUCUGGCUACCUCCUUAUUUUUGAUUCAAAUUUGAUUCAUCGUGUAUAUAUGUAUACGUGCUGGCGCCUGCCAGAUUAUGAAGAUCGCAUCACCUUGUGACCUCCAGGAGUCCUAGUCUCGUACCCCGGACUUCUGGUCUACAGGGCUCUCUGCUGCUCUUUCUGUUUCUGAACACUGAAGAUCGCACGCGGACAGAAGCGGGAACAGGGAGGCGGGCCGGGGGAUGUCGAACACUUGGGGAAGUGAAGUGAAGUAAUGCACUUUUCCAUCAGGUUUUGACUGACGUUUUUCUUUACAAAGAUGGACACACAAUGUAGCAUCAAAUCAUGAAUUUCUGUCCCACUUAAGGCUGCGGAGAGGUCAGAGAAUGGUGGGGAUGAACACGCCCCUUUUAUGUGAAAGAGGCGGGGCCUUUGAAACAAGGAGGAGGGGCUCUGUGAAAAGGCGGAGCCUUUGAAUUGAGGAGGAGGAGGGGCUACGGAAACAUUGCUGAAGCCUCGGUUUGGUUUUGGGAACAUGACAGUGAAAAGAAAUGCCCCAUUUCUUAUUUUAGUUUUUUAACUUGUACAGACUGUACAAGGGUAACCACCCCCACCCCCCAACUUUCCUGUACAGACUAUAAAAUGUUAUAUUAUUUUGUACAACUUUAUUGAAAGAGAGUAAAAAAUCUACUUGUAGAUCUUUGUGCCUUGAUUAUGGCUGUACCUGUAAAUGAAGCUGAUACAUUUGUUUUGACUGCGCUGUACAGCUUGAUGUCACCCCUGUCGGCAGAAGGGACUGUGGAUGGGGACCUACUCUGUAGAGUUUAGUUUUUUUUUUCUGCUUUGUUUAUAUAAAAAGAGAAAAAGUUCUUUAUUAAAAAUAAAAUAAAUAUAGGAAAGAAAAAUCUUAACCUGUAUACAUUAUGCAAAUUGACCCCCACCCUUACCUGCGGUUAUGAUCGGACGAAGCGGCACCAUGCCUUUCUUUCUCGUUUUACGUUUUGUUUUCAGUUUAUUUUAAUUCUCUGAUUUAAAAACAGAAAAAAAGAAAAAAAAAGUUGAAUUGUCCAAAAUCACAACCUGGUGUUGUUUUCAAAGACCUUUUUUUUGGAUAUGAAGUAUGUUUGAGAUAUAUAUCCAUGUUUGUGUCUGUGAGAGCGUGUGUGUUCACGUACAGGAGACAAACAUUGAGCCACAGACGCAUGACAUCUGUAUGUGUUUCUGUGCGUGCGUGCGUGCCUGUGUGCAAGAGUGCAUUGUGUGCACUCUUUUAUAAAUGUGCGUACAUGUAAAUUUAUAGGUCUAUAUAAAUAUAUAUGUACAAUUCUACAUGUUUAAUUAUGUGUGUGUUGGCGUAUACAUACUUUAGUAUGUAUACAUUGAAGAUGUGUACUUACACACAUAGGUAAGCAUGUCUAGAGUGAAAUGAAUAAAUGAGAGUGCAAUAU
Messenger RNA from Carassius auratus (goldfish), 3414 nucleotides. Its product is annotated as guanine nucleotide-binding protein G(olf) subunit alpha-like. NCBI's taxonomy places the organism in Eukaryota, Metazoa, Chordata, Actinopteri, Cypriniformes, Cyprinidae. The record is from RefSeq and is a predicted model, not a curated record. The transcript has 12 exons. The coding region runs from base 637 to 1776 and encodes 379 amino acids. Gene Ontology annotation, molecular function: GTPase activity; GTP binding; G protein-coupled receptor binding. Gene Ontology annotation, biological process: adenylate cyclase-activating dopamine receptor signaling pathway; sensory perception of chemical stimulus. Gene Ontology annotation, cellular component: heterotrimeric G-protein complex; cytoplasm.